AUUACACACUUUGAAAAUAAACUAAGGGCGCCAAGUUUGAAGCAAAUAAUAACAAUGGCUUCAACACAAUCACAAUCCCUACAAGGUCUAAUUUCCAAAACAAACUUUCCAUCACUUCCAAUAAAUAAACCAAUAUUGCACAAUACAAAUUUCAAGAUUUCAUUCCCAUUUCCCUCUAGAAAAUCUUUACCACGCGUCGAAUCUUCCAGCACUGUAAAGUACAAUGAAGUUGUGGUGGAUGAAGAAAUGGAUAAAAUUAGAAGACUGCAAAAUGGCUCGGAUGUUCGUGGGGUGGCUCUAGAAGGCGAAAAGGGGAGGACGGUCGACCUAACGCCUCCCGCCGUGGAGGCGAUCGCAGAGAGUUUUGGUGAAUGGGUUGUGGAGAGAUUGGAGAAGGAGAAAACAAAUGGAAGUGUGGAAAAUGUUAGGGUGUCACUUGGACGUGACCCUAGAAUUUCAGGUGCAUCCUUAAGUGCUGCUGUUUUUGCUGGUCUUGCUCGUGCUGGUUGUCUGGCUUUUGAUAUGGGGCUUGCAACUACACCGGCUUGCUUCAUGAGUACAUUGUUGCCUCCAUUUAUGUAUGAUGCUUCCAUAAUGAUGACAGCUUCUCAUUUGCCAUACACCCGGAAUGGUCUGAAAUUUUUCACCAAGAAUGGAGGCCUGACAUCGCUGGAUGUGGAGGAAAUAUGCUACAGAGCCGCCCGGAAAUAUGCUAAUAGACUUGCAAAAGUGUCAACUGCUCUACGGAAUCCACCAAAAAGAGUGGAUUUCAUGAGCACUUAUGCAAAACACCUCAGAGAUAUCAUCAAGGAAAGAGUUAAUCAUCCCUUGCAUUAUGACACUCCUCUCCAAGGAUUUCAGAUAAUUGUGAAUGCUGGAAAUGGAUCAGGAGGGUUCUUUACAUACGAUGUCUUAGACAGGCUAGGAGCAGACACAUUCGGUUCUCUACACCUCAAUCCAGAUGGAAUGUUCCCUAACCACAUUCCUAACCCUGAGGACAAAACUGCCAUGGCCUUAACAAGGGCUGCAGUUCUUGAAAACAAAGCUGAUCUUGGCAUAGUUUUCGACACCGAUGUUGAUCGAAGCGGCGUCGUUGACAGCUCUGGCAACCCCAUAAAUGGUGACAAACUCAUAGCACUGAUGUCUGCCAUUGUCCUGAAAGAGCAUCCUGGAACUACAAUUGUGACUGAUGCACGUACAAGCAUGGCCCUGACUAGAUUCAUCACUGACAGAGGAGGUCAGCAUUGCCUGUAUCGAGUUGGAUAUAGAAAUGUGAUUGAUAAAGGAGUUCAGCUUAAUAAGGAUGGGAUGGAGACUCAUCUGAUGAUGGAAAUUACUGGCCAUGGUGCUCUCAAAGAAAACCAUUUCCUUGAUGAUGGUGCUUAUAUGGUUGUGAAGAUCAUCAUUGAGAUGGUAAGAAUGAAGCUUGAGGGCUCAGGUGAUGGAAUAGGUAGUCUUAUUAAAGAUCUUGAAGGGCCCCUGGAAUCAGCAGAGCUUAGGAUGAAUGUCAUUUCUGAGCCAAGGUUUGCAAAAGCCAAAGCCAUUGAGGCCAUUGAAACAUUCAGAAACUACGUUGAGGAAGGUCAGUUGCCAGGCUGGGAUUUAGACUCUUGUGGAGAGUGUUGGGUAAGUGAUGGCUGCCUUGUGGACACCAACGACACUCCAGCAGCUGUUGAUGCUCACAUGUACAGGGCCAAAGUUUCUGACAAGGACAAUGCAGAACUUGGAUGGGUACACCUUAGACAGAGCAUUCACAAUCCAAAUAUAGCUGUGAAUUUGCAAUCCAACGUACCAGGAGGUUGCCAAUUGAUGUCAAGAGACCUCAGGGACAAGUUUCUUUUGGCAAGUGGGAUGGAUAGAAUUCUCGAUAUCAGUCAGAUUGACAAGUAUGCCAGAAGCGGAAGUGUUUGAUGAUAUGCAAAGCCUUGUGGAAAAAUCAAGCAUAGAUGUAUAGUAGAUAGUAUACAUAUAGAAGCAUAGAUGUAUAGUAUAUAGUAUACAUAUAGAAUAUUAGACCCGUGAAUUGUACCUACUUGUACAGUACGAACCCUUUUAUUGUAACAUUCAUAUACUUUUGAUCACUCAUUCAGUAACCAUACCAAUUAUUGUAAACAUUGACAAUUUGAGAUGGAAAACUCAACUUGGCCAUGCCAAGGGUAAUUCAUGCA
Messenger RNA from Coffea eugenioides, 2168 nucleotides. Its product is annotated as phosphomannomutase/phosphoglucomutase. The transcript is spliced from 7 exons. The coding region runs from base 55 to 1911 and encodes 618 amino acids. Gene Ontology annotation, cellular component: chloroplast stroma. Gene Ontology annotation, molecular function: phosphomannomutase activity. NCBI's taxonomy places the organism in Eukaryota, Viridiplantae, Streptophyta, Magnoliopsida, Gentianales, Rubiaceae. The record is from RefSeq and is a predicted model, not a curated record. Gene Ontology annotation, biological process: carbohydrate metabolic process.